This is a messenger RNA of Plenodomus lingam JN3, 2202 nucleotides long. RefSeq names its product 1,2-dihydroxy-3-keto-5-methylthiopentene dioxygenase (gene ADI1). The record is from RefSeq and is a predicted model, not a curated record. Gene Ontology annotation, molecular function: acireductone dioxygenase [iron(II)-requiring] activity. NCBI's taxonomy places the organism in Eukaryota, Fungi, Ascomycota, Dothideomycetes, Pleosporales, Leptosphaeriaceae.
AUGAAAGCCUACUGGUUCGACAACCUGCCCGGCGACCAACGCGAACCCCAUGACUCUGGUCGCAACGUUGACCCAGACUAUCUGGCAAAGCUGGGUGUCAUCUACCAUCAUGUUCCUGAAGUUGCAGGCGUCGAUGCCAUUGCCACAUCGCGCAACUACAAGAACCGGGAUGAAAUCACCGUCUCGCCCGAAAAGAUGGGCGACAUCUACGAAGAGAAAGUGAAGACCUUUUUCCACGAGCAUCUCCAUGAGGAUGAAGAGAUUCGGUAUAUCCUGGAUGGCGCAGGCUACUUUGAUGUCAGAAGCGAGGGCGACGAUUGGGUAAGGAUCUGGCUCGAGAAGGGCGACUUGAUUAUUCUACCGAGUGGCAUCUAUCAUCGCUUUACCACCGAUGAGCAGAACUACACCAAGGCCAUGCGGCUGUUCAAGGAUGAGCCCAAGUGGACGCCGCUGAACAGAGGCAAUGAGACAGAUGAGAACCCAUACAGGAAGGAGUAUCUGAAGGCUAUGCAAGUUGACAUAUUUUGGCCUUCGCUGAGUAGAAUGAACGUUUCAGUCGCCCUCUUGAGCUUGUUCAGGGCCGACAAGCCCCGUAAUCUGCCAUUGUUGAAGCCGCUCCAUGGCGUUGGCGACCACCAAAACACGCUCUCCAUUAUCCACAACUCCAAAUCCCCUUCCUUGAACAACGUCAGGCACCAGUCGAGUGGCCAAUUACUCACCAUGGAACCACAGAAAAAAGUUGAGCAUCUCCGACCAGAGCCACGUCGGCGGGCUCCCCCAAAGUCUUCGGCUUCUAUACUAGGGCAUCUGAUCGCUCAUGCAAAGAGGGGCCACGAUGACUUCAUCUCGCCUGAGCUGAUGGAGGAUAAUCGUCGCAAGAACGAGGAAUACGAGCGAUCCCAUAAACGACCGCGAGUCCCCCCUUCACUGCCCAGUUUGCAGACCUUGCAGCGUAUGCGAAACACGCUGCGGGAUAGCGUUGCGUCCAAGGGCGAUUCCUACCGUCCGGAUUACCGUAAAACUCCUGAUGAUCCACAUCAUGCCCAGAAGACACAGCGUCAAAAGUCCUCUUACACAGAGACACCGCCUCGGCAUACACCCGCCGCCUACCUCGCCAAUCUCUUUGCUUCUGAUAGGAGCACUCGAGUCAACUGUCAAGUCUCGCUUUGUGAGCACGAGUACUACGCCAUAGACUGGGAGUCGUCCGAUUCUGACAAUAGGAAGGGUUCCUGGAUAGCCCACUUCCGACAUUACUGGGACUACCCCUCGUCUCGAGACGAUCACAAAAAGUGCCAGCCGCCCAACAUUCAAUCACGAUGCAAUGUCCUAGCUGAGCGUAUCAUUGCAAAGUCCAUGGAGAAAGAAGACAGAAAGUCUUUGGGCAGGGAUAAGCGGAAUGGCGCAGUGACCCGGCCUUCAUUUGAGAGAGUUCACCGAGAAGUGCGAAUCAUGUACUCGCAUCUUUUCCGCGGCAAUGCCGAAGAUGUUAUUGAGAAGAAGGAGGAGGCUGCACGCAAGAAGCAUGAUCUAUUCUCUCAACGUGAGAUAUUGGCCGAGAAAACGCAGCGACAAGCUCAUGCUGAGCGUCAGCGCAAGGAACUUGCCAAGGGUUUGGCUAUUGAAGAUUCAGUCAAGGAGCCUUCCAAUAAGCGUACUCGAAUGGAUGAUGGUGACACAGCUCGGUAUCCCAAGGAGGCGCCCAAGAAGAAGCAGAAGAUCUCAGUACCUGAAGACCGCUUCAAGCCUACCACCAAGGAAGAGCGUGAAAAGCGUGUUAUUCAGAUGAAGAAAUCCAUUCAGGCUCAGCAUACUCUGAGAAUUGCUAAUAUCAGGGAGAAGAAGAAAGCCGUGUCUUCAAAGCUUGUUCCAGUAGAUCCAGGCUCGAAUGAAGACAAACACGCACCAACCAAGGUUUCCGCACCACAAAUACCCAAGCCACAAGGACCAAAGAAGAAGGAGCUGACUCCUGAAGAACGAAAGAUUCUCAAAAGAAUGCAGCGGGCUGAAGCAGAAGAGGCCAAUGCAUACACAAGCAAUAACAUCGUGGAACCUAAGCAACAACCCGAGGACAAACUCGACGAAGAAGCACAUAUUCUAUCUCAACUCACCGAUCAAGCAAAAAAAGACAUAUUGCUUGCACCUGCAACUAGCAAAACAGACCAGCUCUGCCCCUACACAAGCGGAACAGAAGUCUGCGGUUAA